This is a messenger RNA of Diabrotica balteata, 339 nucleotides long. NCBI's taxonomy places the organism in Eukaryota, Metazoa, Arthropoda, Insecta, Coleoptera, Chrysomelidae. The record is from the annotation of a GenBank genome assembly.
AUGAUAUGUGAACAAACACCAAUUACUCCCACAUUUAAUGAGCCUAUUCGCGACAUACCCGCUUUUUUUAAAGUUCAAACAACUCCGCUAACUAAACCUACGACCUCUACACGAAACUUAUCUGAAAUUUCAACACCUAGCCCAAAAGAUACACCAGAUAUUAUUAAUUCCUCAGAAUCAAAAUUUUACUUUCCAACACCUGUUCCAAAAGUUCCAAAGAAAAGGUUGAAAGACAAACCCUUAUUAGAAUUUCGAGAAUUGCCCCAUAAGAUAACCAAUUUUAUUGACAAUCACAAUCCCAAGUUUCCACUCGAUAGUCAACAAUUCACUGAUCUCUGA